AUGGCCUCGGAUCACGGGGUCCCAGUGUUUGGAGAUUUACCCCCGAGUUAUACGCGCUCCCAGCCGCCCGCCAACCCGGACCUGCUCCGGAGACCCAGCUACUGCCACGCCGCUUUCGCACUUAAACAGAUCUCAAAGGGGAAGGCGGUUGGUCAGAAAGCUCCUCUGUGGAUCCGGGCGAGGUUCCAGGCCUUCCUGUUCUCUCUGGGUUGUCACAUCCAGAGGCACUGUGGGAAGGUCCUCUUUAUUGGACUCUUAGUAUUCGGGGCUCUGUCUGUGGGACUCCGAGUCGCAGCCAUCGAAACAAACAUUGAGCAGCUAUGGGUGGAAGCUGGCAGCCGGGUCAGCACAGAGCUUCGCUACACCAGGGAGAAGCAAGGAGAGGAGUCCGUAUUUACCUCACAGAUGCUUAUUCAGACCCCCAAAGAAGAGGGCACUGAUAUUCUUACCCAGGAGGCUUUGCUGCUUCACAUGGAAGCUGCCCUGGCGGCCAGCAAGGUGCAGGUGUCACUGUUUGGAAAAUCAUGGGAUCUGAAUAAAAUAUGCUAUAAAUCAGGAGUGCCUAUUAUGGAAAAUGUCAUGAUUGAAAGGAUUAUUGACAAGCUGUUUCCCUGUAUGAUCAUCACUCCAUUGGACUGUUUCUGGGAAGGGGCCAAACUGCAGGGAGGCUCUGCCUAUUUACCGGGCAUGCCAGAUAUCCAAUGGAUGAAUUUAGAUCCUGUCAAAUUGAUGGAGGAACUGAGCCAGUUCACUUCUCUGGAAGCAUUUAAGGAGAUGUUGGACAAAGCCCAGGUGGGACAUGCCUACAUGGACAGACCAUGCCUUGAUCCUUCAGACCCAGAUUGUCCUCUUAGUGCACCCAACAAGGAGCAGGGAGAGAGUCCUGACAUCGCGGGCCGUCUCCAGGGUGGUUGUCAUGGUUUUAGCCAGAAGUUCAUGCACUGGCAGGAGGAGCUCAUCCUGGGAGGACGGGUCAAAAACAGCCAGGAUAGGCUGCUGAGUGCGGAGGCUCUCCAAACCAUGUUCCUGUUGAUGAGUCCCAAGCAGCUAUAUGAGCACUUUAAAGGUGACUACGAGAUCCAUGACAUCAACUGGAAUGAAGAAAAGGCAACAGCCAUCCUCGAGUCCUGGCAGAGAAAGUUUGUGGAGUCAGUCCACCAGAGUAUUCCAGCUAACUCAAGUCAGUCCAUCCAUGCUUUCUCCACCACCACCCUCAAUGACAUCAUGAAGUCGUUCUCUGAUGUCAGUGUUAUCAGAGUGGCCGGAGGAUACCUCCUUAUGCUGGCAUAUGCCUGUGUGACUAUGCUAAGGUGGGAUUGUGCAAAAUCCCAAGGAGCCGUUGGGCUGGCCGGGGUCCUGUUGGUCGCCCUCUCUGUGGCAGCAGGAUUGGGUCUUUGCUCCCUCCUCGGCCUCUCUUUCAAUGCUGCAACCACACAGGUGCUUCCCUUCCUGGCACUGGGGAUUGGAGUGGAUGACAUGUUUCUUUUGGCUCACUCCUUCACAGAAACUGGAAGCAAUAUCCCCUUUAAGGAGCGGACGGGGGACUGUUUGCGUCGCUCCGGCACCAGCGUGGCUCUGACCUCCAUCAACAACAUGAUCGCCUUCUUCAUGGCCGCCCUUGUGCCGAUCCCUGCCCUGCGAGCUUUCUCAUUGCAGGCAGCCAUUGUGGUAGUGUUCAACUUCGCCAUGGUGCUGCUCAUCUUCCCAGCCAUCCUCAGUUUGGACCUCCAUCGACGCGAAGACAAGCGUUUGGACAUCCUCUGCUGUUUGUACAGCCCCUGCUCCGACCGCGUUAUCCACCUCUCUCCAAAUGAGCUGUCGGACGCCGGAGACCAGCUGCACUCUCCCACAACAGGGCCGUCACAUACACACCAGUACACGGCAGGGUCGACAAUCACCACCAGCACCCAGAUCACCACAACGGUGCAGGCGUUCACACAGUGUGACGCAGCGGGCCAGCAUAUCGUCACAAUCCUGCCAGCUACCUCACAGAUCUCCACCAGCCCCGCUUCCAUCAUUGUCUGCCCCACCUCACAGGCCCAAGCCACAUCACCUUCCCCUGCAACCCCCUCUGUCCCAGACCCGUUUGGCUCCCAGCUCUUCACCCCUACCUCCAGCUCCACACGAGACCUCUUAGCACAGGUGGAGGAUUCCAAGUCGGGAAAGAAGUGUGUCCCAUUCCCUUUCCUUCAUUGGAACUUGUCCAGUUUUGCCAGGGAUAAAUAUGCCCCCCUGCUCUUGAAGCCCAAGAGCAAAGCCAUCGUGGUGGUUCUCUUCCUGGGCCUCCUGGGACUCAGCCUGUACGGCACCACCAUGGUGCACGAUGGCCUUUACCUGACUGAUAUUGUUCCACGCGACACCAAGGAGUAUGAUUUCAUCGACGCCCAGUUUAGGUAUUUCUCCUUCUACAACAUGUACCUGGUGACCAUGGACGGAUUUGAUUAUGCCCGCUCUCAAAGACUGCUCAUUCAGCUUCACAACGCCUUCAACUCUGUUCGAUACGUCGUUAGAGACAGCGACAACAAACUACCCCGCAUGUGGCUGCACUACUUCCAGGACUGGCUCAAAGGUCUUCAAGCUGCUUUUGACGCUGACUGGCAGGCAGGCAGGAUUACUGCUGACAGUUAUAGGAAUGGCACAGAGGACGGAGCUCUGGCAUAUAAGCUCCUCAUCCAGACCGGUUCUAAAAAAGAUCCUUUUAACUACAGCCAGCUCACCUCCCGUCAGCUAGUGGAUUCAGAGGGUUUGAUCCCCCCGGAGGUGUUUUACAUCUAUCUGACGGUCUGGGUCAGUAACGACCCUCUGGGCUACGCUGCCUCCCAGGCCAACUUUUACCCUCACCCCAGAGAGUGGACUCACGACAAGUAUGACACCACAGGAGAAAAUCUGCGCAUCCCAGCUGCUGAGCCUCUGGAGUUUGCUCAGUUUCCCUUCUACCUGAAUGGCCUUCGUCAGGCCAGUGACUUUGUCGAGGCCAUUGAGAGUGUGCGGGCCAUCUGCGACGAGUUCAGUCGUAAGGGUGUGUUCAAUUACCCUAAUGGAUACCCCUUCCUGUUCUGGGAGCAGUACAUUGGCCUCAGACACUGGUUCCUGCUGGCGAUCAGCGUGGUACUGGCGUGUACCUUCCUGGUGUGUGCACUUCUCCUGCUCAAUCCCUGGACUGCUGGCAUUAUCGUGUUUAUCUUGGCCAUGAUGACUGUGGAGUUGUUUGGCAUCAUGGGUCUGAUUGGCAUCAAGCUCAGUGCCAUUCCUGUUGUCAUCUUGAUCGCUUCGGUGGGCAUCGGAGUGGAGUUUACUAUUCACAUCGCAUUGGGCUUCCUGACGGCAAUAGGCAACAGGAACAAGCGCUCGGCGGUCGCACUGGAGCACAUGUUUGCACCAGUGGUUGAUGGAGCCAUUUCUACAUUAUUGGGGGUUCUCAUGCUGGCCGGAUCAGAGUUUGACUUCAUCAUGAGGUAUUUCUUUGCUGUGUUAGCCAUCCUGACUGUUUUGGGGAUGCUAAAUGGCCUGGUUCUCCUGCCGGUCAUCCUCUCCAUGAUGGGUCCUCCAGCCGAGGUCACCCCAGUGGACAAUGCCAGCUCCCUGCCGGCCCCUUCCCCUGAGCCCCCUCUCCCUCCACCGAUUACUCACCAUGGGUACUACACCGGCCACCACAACCCACGGGCGCCUCGUCAGCAAGCCUUUUCAGAGUCAUCGGACUCAGAGUAUUACUCCGAGUUGACCACCACAUCAGGGAUUGGGGAGGAGGAUUACAAGUACUUUGACCAGAGUGCAUACCCAACAUCACACAACAGCAUUCCACCUGCAACAUCUCAUAUACUGCUGGAAGCCAGCAAGAACCCCAGCUUUCCCAAACUCACGGUGGUGAAACCAUACAAAGAAGGUGCAGCGAGUGGGAGGAUCGAACCACUGAGUGAAGCUUCUCACGCCACGCAGUCGCCUCUGGGCUCCCAGGUUUCAUGUUGGGAUAGAACCAAACAGGAGCAGCCACCAGGCCUCCAGAGACAGCCGGCUCAGCCCAAGACACACUUACCUGGGGACAGAGCCCACUUUCCCGGCAGGACUUGUCAAAGCGGCCCUAGGCCGCCGAACGGCCGGGCGCCGCACCCAAACAGGACUAAGGGGCCAAGCCACAGCCACAGCAGCUCCGCCCUGCCGACACAGCACAGCUCGUCCGGGGGACCGGUUACUAUGGUUACCGCGACGGCCUCUGUGACGGUGGCCGUGCAUCCAACUUUGCCCGGGGCGACGUACCAAGGUUACAUGCAUGAAGGUUUUGACACGGACAGCGAGUCAGACUGCUUUGAAGUUGCGAAAAGGACUUACGGUGACAAAACAAACUUUUCUUCAUGUACGAGAGACUCUCUUGAGCUCCAGGACUUGGAGGCGUCGCAGGGCCAGGCAGAAUAUCAACUGGGAAAAACACAUGGUGGGUUGAGGAUCCAGGCAUCCAAAGAUUGCUAG
Menidia menidia (Atlantic silverside) is the source of this 4464-nucleotide messenger RNA. NCBI's taxonomy places the organism in Eukaryota, Metazoa, Chordata, Actinopteri, Atheriniformes, Atherinopsidae. The record is from the annotation of a GenBank genome assembly.